Molecule: messenger RNA, 1210 nt
Organism: Atta colombica
Lineage: Eukaryota; Metazoa; Arthropoda; Insecta; Hymenoptera; Formicidae
Gene: Cyp40
Product: peptidyl-prolyl cis-trans isomerase D
Exons: 6
Coding region: 74-1210 (378 amino acids)
Biological process (GO): protein peptidyl-prolyl isomerization
Molecular function (GO): protein binding; peptidyl-prolyl cis-trans isomerase activity
Source: RefSeq, a predicted model, not a curated record
GCUGCGACAUCGUGUAUGUCAAAUUUGUGGGAUAAGAAUCUCAUCGCGGUGAUCGUACUGAGAAGGAAAUAAUAUGAAACAACCUUCAGAAGAGAAUAAGAGCAGUUUGCUCAUUAAUGAGAACAACCCCGUGGUUUUUUUGGAUGUGGCGAUUGAAUCCGAAAAAGUGGGAAGAGUUAUCAUAGAAUUGUUCAAGAAUAUCGUGCCACAGACUGCGGAGAAUUUUCGUGUUCUGUGUACUGGCGAGAAAGGUGCCGGGUUGAAAGCUCCAAAACUACAUUACAAAGGAACUACUUUUCACAAACUUAUUUCACAGUUCAUGAUCCAGGGUGGUGAUAUUGUUAAUUUCAAUGGAACCAGUGGGGAAAGUAUUUACGGUCCUUACUUUGACGACGAGAACUUUAAAUUGAAACAUAACUUCUCUGGACUACUUAGCAUGGUCAACGAGGGGAAGCCAAACACUAACAGUUCUCAAUUUAUUAUUACCGUUCAAGCGGCCACGCACCUGGACAAUACUCAUGUAGUAUUUGGAAGGAUUAUAAAAGGCAUGGGUGUAGUAUUAGAGCUCUGUAAAGUACCGACUGAAAACGACAUUCCAGUUGAUAAAAUAAAUAUAGUUGACUGUGGAGAGUUGAAAAAAGGUGAAAAUUGGGGAUUAGAAGAGAAUGAUGGGUCUGAGGAUGUUUAUACGCCAUGGCCAGAAGAUUGGGAUUAUUCUAAACAUGUUAACAAGCUCACUCAUAAAUUUAUGGAGGAUGUAAUAAGGAAGAUAAAAGAUUCUGGAAAUAGUUAUUUCGCAAAGCAAAAUUAUGUGGAUGCUAAUAGAAAGUAUAGAAAAGCAUUACGAUAUUACAACUGGAUGAGCAAACAGAAAAACAUGUCGGAUACAUUUUAUGUCUCACUAGUGGAUCUUGGAUUAACUUUAUUACUUAAUUUAGCUGCUGUACGAUUAAAGCAGAAAGAGUAUCGUAAAGUCAUAGAUCUUUGUAAUAAGGUUCUGGAAACGGAUAACACAAAUAGUAAAGCAUUAUUUCGAAGAGCACAAGCUUAUACUUCCUUGAACGAAUAUGAAUUAGCAUUAAAAGAUUUGCAUCAGGCGUCGGAUCUGUGUCCUGAUACGAUUAUCUCAAAGGAAAUAAAAAAAGUAAAAGAGAUGGGAAAGGUUUAUUUAGAAUUAGAAAAAACCACGUAUCAAAGAAUGUUUCAUUAA